Messenger RNA from Dimorphilus gyrociliatus, 1984 nucleotides. Lineage: Eukaryota; Metazoa; Annelida; Polychaeta; Dinophilidae. The record is from the annotation of a GenBank genome assembly.
AGUCAUCCAGUAGCUACCACCUCUUUGAUAUAUUCUCUAUUAUUCUUCUAUAUGACCUAAAUAAAAUUGUUUAUUCUUUUUGAUUUCUACGAUAUAUUUAUAACAACAAUUUCGUCUCUAAACUAUCAUUUCAACUAGUAAGAAUAAUAAUAUCUUGUUUAUUCAUAUAAAUAUUGUAAUAAUUUAUUGAUUUUAACGCAGAAAACAAUUUAUUUAAACAAUUAAUUUUAGCCUUUCAUUUUUGGUAUAUUUGUAUUAAUUAUGUCUUUCUCUAUCUAUCUAUCUCUCUCUCUCUCUCUCUCUCUGUCUAUCUAACUAUAUCUUUAUCUUUUCCUCUUCUAUUCAUUUUCCUUUAUGGUUUACCUACGGCGAAUUUAAUUAAUUAAUCCGAUACUUACCUUUAUCAACUUAGUAUGAGUGUAUUGGAAGUCAUUUCGUGUUCUUUUUCCUACUCCUCCUACACUCCUGUUAUUCUUAGCCUCUUCCACCUUAUUUUUAUAGUUUUUCUACUCUUUUAAUUCUUAUAUAUAUAUAUAUAUAUAUAAGUAUAAUUGUAGUUAUAGCUAUAGCUAUUUUUGGGCUAUAAUAAUGGCAUUUUGCCAAUUUCAGAACAGGCUUGGGAUCUUGAAUUAAUUGUGUUAUGAGCGGUAACGAUAGUUGGUGGCACGAAAAAACAACGGGAACCUCCCCGACUUGGAAAGAUAAGAUUAAAAAAGAGAUUAAGGAGGAUACCGACGAUGAAGAUAACAAAAAUGUAGCCGAGAAACGAAUGAAAAGUGAAUCGUCGAACUUUGGAGCUAGAAGUAGGGAAGAAGAAUUAUGUCUCGUUUGCGGGGACCGAGCCUCAGGUUAUCAUUAUAACGCCUUAUCGUGUGAAGGAUGUAAAGGUUUUUUCAGAAGAUCAAUUACAAGAGACGCUAAGUAUAAAUGUAAAAAUGGCGGCAAUUGUGAAAUGGACAUGUGGAUGAGGAGACGCUGUCAAUCGUGUCGUUUGCGUAGGUGUAAAGAGGUAGGCAUGAAAGAAGAGUGUCUUCUGUCUGAUGAACAAUGCAAAGCUCGUGAUGCUCGAAGGAAAGACAAACGACGCAAGGGUUCGAUAACUAGUUCCGUAGAGCAAUUUAGUCCUGACUCUAAUUCAAUCGUGUCGGAUGAAAAUUAUCAAAGCCCUAUCUCCAAUCCAAUGACUCACGUCAGGAAAGAAUGUCGCCAACUAAUAGAGGAACUAGUCUUUUUUCAGGAUAGAUUUGAACUACCGACCAAGGAUGAUAUCGAAAAAAUUUCUAGAGUAAGGGUUAGUGAUCAAGGCAGGCCAAAAGAUAUGUCAGAUGCUCUAUUUAAAAAUAUGGCCGAAAUGACCAUACUAACUACUCAUUUAAUUGUUGAUUUUGCUAAACAUCUACCUGGCUUCCUGGAUCUGAACAGAGAUGAUCAAAUUACUCUCUUGAAAGGUUCCGCUUGUGAGGUAAUGAUGUUAAGAACUGCUAGAAGAUAUGAUACAGAAACAAAUACAGUGGUCUUUGCCGACGGUAUAGCUCAUACUCAACAGAGUAUGUCAAUGGCAGGUCUUCAUUCCUUUGUUUCGAGUAUGUUUGAAUUUUGUGGUGGUAUGGGACAAUUACGGGUAGAUAAUGCAGAAUACGCUCUGGUUACAGCCAUUAGUAUCUUUACAGAUCGUCCUGGCUUAAAAUUUCCAAAAGCUGUUAUUGAACUCCAGGAAAAAUAUGCUGAGGCCCUGCAGGAAUAUGAUAGAUUCAGAAGAUCUAAAAAAUCGUAUUUUUUUGCUAAAUUGAUUAUGCAAUUAUGUAGAUUGCGUGAAUUAGCAGCCGAACAUUCUCAAGUCAUGUUUUCGCUCAAGGUGGAAAAGGGAUCACUCCCACCUCUACUAGAAGAAUAUUUUGACGUAACCGAUUCAACGGAAAAUCGCCAAAAAGAUUCUUCAUCUCCAACAUGUAGUAAUGCCAACAACAACCUACAAAGUUUGUAA